UUUUUGUGUGGAUUUAAGAUUUCUGGGAUUUUUAUUUCAGCUCAUGAAACAUGGGACCAACACUUACAGGUUGCGUUUAUAUAUUUGUUCAGUCUAGGUGUGGUUCUGCCUAGCCCUAGGUCAUGACUCUUAGUUCCGUUACACAUUGUACGAAGGCGUCUUCUGUAGGGGGGAGUUUUGAUAAGACCCCCGUCACUCGGUGUGAACAUUGACAAGCAUCGCAUUCAGUAAGGUUUUGGAAGCAUAUGGAGCUCAUCUUUCAUAUCAGCGAGAAAUAAUUUUCAGAAAACAAAAGGUUACAUUUAUACACACCUUGAUAGGCUGGGGAUUGGCUGGGGAGGUGUGCAUAAGUAGCAGUGCUCCCACACUGCAAUAUCUCAAUGUUACAGCACUUGUUUACCGAAAACAGACUGAAGACAAAAGGCGACCACCUGUGCUUAUUAGCAAUCUAGCAUGCUCCGAACACCUGUGUGUAAACAUAACUUGACAUGUAGUUUGGUAGAAUGGAAGCACCCAUAGCUGUAUGGAACUGUGCAAAACUUCUACAGUAAGUGUAUGUUCUUUAUCUGAAGGAUUGUUUCUCGCUGAUGAGAGAUAAGGGCCAUAUCACAAGCGAUGAUUUGACGUUUCCAAACGUUAAAACACAGCAUCGGGGUUGUAGUUCAAAUAAGGCAGACGGGGAAAGCUGAUGGCUGAGAACUGUAGGGAGUUUGAGAGCUAUGGUUCUGCUUAUGUCACACAUGCAUAAGUAGCAGUCUUUGCUGUUCUGUUAUCAGCCAUAGAACCAUAGGUAUGAAUAUCAAAUUGUUUUAGAGAAUAAGUUUCAACUAACCUGGCAUUGGCGACACUAUCCUCAUUCUCGAUUCGUCCAAACAUGCAUCUUCUAAAAUGUCCAGUUGCAGGUGGUGCGUUUAGAAUUUUGAAAAUUCUCCAUUGUUAAAAUGAAUAAAUGUUUUUAUCCAUGAAGUAAUCCAACAAUGUGUACGGCGCCAUCUUGUCUAUUUCAAAUCUUCUCUCACUGAUUGAGACAUGAGUGUCAUUGUGACAUGCAACACUUUGGGGUGGACCCAUCUAUCUCAAUCAAUACCAGGUUAGUUGAAAAACCUCUGGCAACGUUUUUUUAUAGGCAAACCUGUAACUCGCAGUAAUGGAUACCAAAAAUCUUUAAGACCAGAUGUGAUUUAACCAAUCUGUAGCUAGUUGGACAGAGGAGCAGGUAGUCGUGGACGUUCAAAAUCGUGCAAUACAUGUAGAAGUAAAACAACGUUUAGUCUCCAUCGUACGUAAUAAUUCUAAAACAUUUUCUGUGUUGCCAGGCAAUAGCAGACACUACCACUGUGAGAGAAGAGUAGGACGACGUUGGGAUGCUUGCGUGUCUGUGUGGUGCAGACCAGACAUACAGUGAAGAGGAGUGGCAGCAAUGUUGCCUGGUGUUGGUGUGUUUGGCACAGGGAGUACGGCACGGGUGCUAGUUCCAUUGCUGCGGGGGGAAGGGUUUGAGGUACGUGCGCUCUGGGGCAGGAGCGAGGAGGAGGCAAGAUCCCUGGCGCAGGAGCUGGGCAUUCCGUUUCACACCAGCCAAUCAGAUGAUGUCUUAUUGCACCCUGAUGUUGACCUGGUCUGCAUCUACAUCUCACCCCCACUCACACGGCAGAUUGCCGUCAAAGCCCUGGGGAUAGGUAAGAAUGUGGUAUGUGAGAAGGCUGCUACCGCUGUGGACGCAUUCAAGAUGGUGACUGCGGCGCGGUACUACCCCCAGUUGCUGAGCAUUGUGGGUAAUGCUCUGCGCUUCCUCCCAGCAUUUGUAGCAAUGCGGCAGCUGCUGGCAGAGGGAUACGUGGGUGAGCUGCAGGUGUGUGACGCCCGUGUCUAUGGCCCCAGUCUGCUCGAUCAAUCAUACGGCUGGACCUGCGAGGAGCUGAUGGGGGGUGGCGGGCUCCACACAGUUGGCUCUACCCUCGUGGACCUGCUGAGUCACCUGACGGGAGCACGGGCGAUACGGGUGCAUGGCCUUCUCCGGACGUUUGUGCGGCAGAAUGGAGCAAUCCGUGGGAUCCGCCGCGUCACCAGUGAUGACUUCUGUUUCUUCCAGAUGCUGAUGGGAGGGUCUGGUUCUGGACGAGGGACUGGGUCAGGAGUGUGCUGCACUGUGACUCUGAACUUCAACAUGCCGGGGGCCUUUGUCCACGAGGUGAUGGUUGUUGGGUCAGCAGGGAGGCUGGUUGCCAGGGGGACAGAGCUGUAUGGGCAGCGCAAUGGAGGGAACGGGGAGGAGCUGCUGCUAGGGGACAGCGGAGGGACAGGACAAGAGGUCAAGGAUGUCCCCCUGCCACACCUGCGGGGGCUAGGCUCCAUGGUUAAGGCUCUGAAAGAUGCUUUCCAGGCACAGGAAGAGCGUCGGUCGUGGGCGCGGGGACCAGUUGCCAUGGCGUCGACGUUUGAGGAUGGGCUGUACGUGCAGACGGUGGUGGAGGCGGUGAAACGGUCAAGCCACAGCGGAGAGUGGGAAAGUGUGGAGGUCAUGACACAGGAACCAGAUCCCAACCAAAACCUGUGAGGCGCUGCAGAGAAACAAGAACUGAGUACUCGUUUAUAUACACACACUAAUAUAAAUGACCUUCAGACAGCCUCUAUGGCCUGUCCUGAGGAGACUGUCCCCUAUCAACCACGACCCUGUGUCUGGCGACCUCUUCCGUGCAUCAAGGCCACACUCAAAGCCACAGCAUCCUGCCCUGCAAGAACCCACAGCCAGGCAGACUGGUGGGCACACCUUCUACUUGAUGUGAACUCUUCUUCUCAGCAGUUUUUGUGUGUGCAUGCCUGUGCGUUUUUUUAAAUUUUCCAGCCAAUCCGACCCUAGUUCACCCUAACCACACACAUUCCUGUCAAAUCAGUGAACACCUUGAAGGAGGAAGUGUUAAGUAUUCACACUACAGUUUCUCACUGUGCCUCACUACUUCUGCUGAUGUAAGAAAUGUUUGGAGUUGUUUACAUAUGUCACAGAUGAAAUGAAGGAUUAUCUCUUAUACAUGUGUAUUACACACAAACUGUUAAUUUUAAAGAGUAACUUACUAACUCAUGAAUUUCAUAAAAAAUCUAACUUUACAACUUCUCGUAGAGUUUACAAGAAGAUGCGUAUCAUCAGACUGCCAUCACAGCAGAGUUACUCAUAUGCAACCGCCCUUGACUUUCAGUUAUUAUUUGAUGUAUGUUUUUGUAUAUUUUAUUAUAUUGAUUGUUGAUCCCAUGUUCCAUAUCAGCAUCUCCUGCACUGCUAAAAUGCUACUACAACCUCUGUGCUGUGUACAAGCCUGUGAAUAGAAUGUCUGACUAUAUGGUGGAAAGACUACUGUAUUUAUUUCAUUUUUACUUUUGCGUUUUACUAAGAAAAGGCAGUUUUUUUUAUUUAAGUAGGUGUUAAGGAAGUGGAAAUGUGUCUAAUAAGCUAUAAGAAGUUUGUUAAUGGAUAUUUAUAUUUUGUGUUAAGUUAUCAUUUCAGUUUUCCUUGGUGUUAUCACUGUUACACACAAUACCUGUGAUUUUGUUUUCAGUGGAGGGGACAGAGGCUGUGAAAACACUGUGCCCUCUUGUUACUUCCCAAGUUAAUAAAUAUAUCAGUCUUA
This is a messenger RNA of Salmo salar (Atlantic salmon), 3623 nucleotides long. RefSeq names its product glucose-fructose oxidoreductase domain-containing protein 2. The record is from RefSeq and is a predicted model, not a curated record. Lineage: Eukaryota; Metazoa; Chordata; Actinopteri; Salmoniformes; Salmonidae. Gene Ontology annotation, molecular function: nucleotide binding.